Molecule: messenger RNA, 303 nt
Organism: Linum tenue
Lineage: Eukaryota; Viridiplantae; Streptophyta; Magnoliopsida; Malpighiales; Linaceae
Source: the annotation of a GenBank genome assembly
AUGACCGUCUCUCUCUGCCCUUCUUCCCAACCGAGCUCGCAUCCCUCUUCCCUCCUGCAACAUAUGAACCCUACCCUGGGCAAUGAGAAUUUGGGCGUUCAGGAGAGAAUAAGCGGCAGCCCUGUUCUAAUUAGGGCGAAAUACCGAGGGGUCAGGCGGCGGCCAUGGGGGAGAUGGGCGGCGGAGAUCAGGGACCCCACCCGACGGCGGAGAAUUUGGCUGGGGACCUUCGACACGGCGGAGGAGGCUGCUAAGGUCUACGACGCGACUGCGAUUCGGUAUUUACCGAUUUACCGACGGUAA